Molecule: messenger RNA, 1200 nt
Organism: Ilyonectria robusta
Lineage: Eukaryota; Fungi; Ascomycota; Sordariomycetes; Hypocreales; Nectriaceae
Product: DNA glycosylase
Exons: 3
Coding region: 1-1200 (399 amino acids)
Biological process (GO): base-excision repair, AP site formation; nucleotide-excision repair; base-excision repair
Cellular component (GO): nucleus
Molecular function (GO): DNA-(apurinic or apyrimidinic site) endonuclease activity; oxidized pyrimidine nucleobase lesion DNA N-glycosylase activity; DNA binding
Source: RefSeq, a predicted model, not a curated record
AUGCGGAGCUCCAGAGUCUCCAAAGACGCAGCGAAGCUAUUUGACCGCGUGUCGGAGCCGGUUUCACCCCCAAGGCGAACGACGCGAUCGUCCCUGGCACGGUUUGCCCAUGCGACUGCGAGAACAGAAGAAAUCAAGUCCGAGAUUCGCGACAUUGAAGAUGUUGUCGACCUUCCGGUUAGAAAGCGACGGCGAGCCGAUACGGUCAAAUCGGAGGGCCCAUUAUCGCCAAACGAAUACAUCAAGUCCGAAGGCAUCGAAGACUCUCUCAGCUCCAUUCCCUCGCCGCCCAAGGCUCCGCGCCGAGCCCGCAAACCCGCUCGAAAAGCCGUCGACCCGUCGACCGGAGACACUACGAUCGAACCACCGUCCGACUGGGAGGCCAUGUACAAUAUCGUAAGGAAGAUGCGAGCACCUGGGGGCGCCGCGUACGGUGCUGCCGUCGAUACCAUGGGGUGUGAGCGGUUGGCAGAUCAAAAUGCUUCUCCCAAGGACCAACGGUACCAUUCACUAGUGGCAUUGAUGCUAUCAAGUCAAACAAAGGACACAGUCACUGCGGUAGUCAUGAAGAGGCUCCAGACCGAGCUGCCGGCGUACAAACCUGGCGCACCGGUUGGACUAAACAUCGACAAUAUGAUUGCAGUAGAGCCAAACUUGUUAAACCAGUCUAUAUGGGCAGUGGGAUUUCACAACAACAAGACAAAAUAUCUUAAGCAAACGGCCGAGAUUCUUCGCGAUAAAUGGAACGGCGAUAUCCCCGACACGAUCGAAGGGCUCACAUCUCUACCCGGCGUAGGACCAAAGAUGGCAUACUUGUGCAUGUCGGUUGCGUGGAACCGCACCGAGGGAAUCGGCGUCGACGUGCAUGUGCACCGGAUCACGAACCUCUGGGGUUGGAACAAGACCAAGAACCCGGAAGAAACCCGCCACGCACUUCAAUCCUGGCUGCCGCACGACCGAUGGCGCGAAAUCAACUCGUUGCUGGUCGGGCUGGGACAGGCGGUUUGCCUCCCUGUUGGGCGAAAGUGCGGUGAGUGCGAGCUAGGGUUCGAGGGGCUCUGCAAGGCGGCAGAUCGGAAAAAGGUCUCUGAGGGACGGAGAAUCAAGGCGGAGAAGGUUGAGGUUGAGGACGAGGGCGACGAUGGCACGGCGGUCAAGCUGGAGGUUACACAAGACGUCGUGGUCAAGCACGAGGAGUGA